AUGAAUACCGAUGAAAAGAAAAACGAAGUAUCGCGGUAAGAUUUUUACUAGGAAGAUAUUUUGUAUCAAAUCAAAGUAUUUAAGGGAGUUGGGCACACUUUUUGAUCAAAGCAUGACUUAUCUUGCUGUAAUUUUAUGGAUUAUUGACAAGAAAACUGGAGAAAAACAUUGGAACUAUUUGGAUGUUGCUGUCUCGUCAGCUUGUUUUAUUUUAGUGGUAAAUAAUAAUAUUCGUUUUUUCGAGUCUAACUGUGAAUAUUUUCCAGGUUCUAUGCAUGUUUAUAAUCAUUUUUUGUGUAUCGAUGAUUUGUUGGAAAAUAAAUUCGAAGGAAGUUUAUUACAGCAAGAAAAUGAGAAAAUCAAAUUGCCGAUUGACUAUGACUAUUGUUUUUCAAGUAAGUAUUCAUUCCACCAUCAGAGAAAUAGCCUUUUUCUUACAGGUUAGCAUAACAUGUUUUAUGAUGUUCAUACCGCUUGGUUUGCUGAUGAUCUGCCCGAUGUUCGGAAUAGAAAUAGCGAAUUUGAAAAAUAUUCUAACAGCUUCUAUUGUUUUCUAUCCAGCUGUUGAAGCAAUUAUCACAAUCUUUAUCAUCGGUGAUUUUCGAAAUGCGUUGUUUUGCAGAAAACCUGGACCAAGAAAUUUGCAAAAUGUUAAAAGUUCUGGCAAAAGCAUGGAGACCAAGUUUUGA
Messenger RNA from Caenorhabditis angaria, 689 nucleotides. The record is from the annotation of a GenBank genome assembly. Lineage: Eukaryota; Metazoa; Nematoda; Chromadorea; Rhabditida; Rhabditidae.